Molecule: messenger RNA, 402 nt
Organism: Entamoeba nuttalli P19
Lineage: Eukaryota; Evosea; Mastigamoebida; Endamoebidae
Product: tyrosine kinase, putative
Exons: 1
Coding region: 1-402 (133 amino acids)
Biological process (GO): protein phosphorylation
Molecular function (GO): ATP binding; protein kinase activity
Source: RefSeq, a predicted model, not a curated record
AUGGCACCUGAAUGUCUUCAAAACUUUGAUUAUUCAUAUCCUAUUGAUGUUUAUGCUUAUGGUAUUGUAUUAUAUGAAACUUAUAUUGAAAAAGGAGGAUAUUCUGAUGAAAAUGUCUUUGAUCAACCUUGGAAAAUACCCCAAUUUGUUAUUGAAGGAAAAAGACUUCCUAAACCUGAUGGAAUUCCUGAAAAUUAUUGGCAGUUAACUCAGGAUUGUUGGAGUCAAAACCCUGAAGAUAGACCAACAUUUAUUGAUGUUUUAAAAGAAAUUGAGAAAUGGGGAUUAGAUAUAAAAUAUGCUCUUGUUAUUGAUUGUGAUGAAAAGCCUUCUUCUAAUCAAUUAAUACAGAAGACAGCUGCUGUACAAGAUUCAUCUUCAUCAUCACCAAGCGAUAAUUAA